GAAUACACUUUUCCAAAUUCUGGAAAUCACACGUGUGUCUUCCUCGUGGUGAGUUCUUUGGAGCAUCUGCAUCUUUGCUCUCUCCAGGAUCGGCACGAGGAGGUGUCCAAUCUACUCGUGGAGAAGACAACAAUAAACUUCCUGGUGAACCGGAAGUCUCCUUACCCCCAGCCUCGAAUGGUUCCCGCAAGGGAUGUUCACAGCCCGUCCCGCCCUGUUCCGCACGCUGUCCCAUCUUGCCUGCUUGCCAGGGGUUGAGCCAGAGCUGCGCCUGGCUUCCCGCCCCCAGUGGUGUUGGAUGAGCUCGUGGCCCAGUGCACAGCACCAGUUUCCAAAGCCCAGUAGAUUUGGGAGUUUGGUUUGAGUCUCUCUGAUAAUCAACAAGCAAAUCCAGAGUGGAGGCCAGAAGUUGUUGUUCCCGCAGGACACAGGGGUGUGUGCAGAGAUUCAAAUUGUGGCAGGAACCUCUGAGCCAAUGUAAGCAAAAGCAGGGAACUUAUUUGAUGACCGUGGGGAUGCUCUACAAGCUCCAAGAGCAAGAAGAUAGCCAGUCUUAAGAAGUCCUGGAACCACGGAAUAGAAUGCCUUGAAGACUGUCUGCUCGUCUUUUGGUCUCUGAUCGCCUUCUCCCUCAGCAGACCAGCUCUCUCUGCUGCUGUGAGUACAAGAAGGGCAAAAGAUGGCUGCCUCAGAGUUCCCAAGUCGCUGGAGAACCUGUCUUCUUCCUCAGCCCCAUGCCAAAUUCCCAGGGAAGGAGCCCUGACUGACUUGCCAGGGUCAGGUGAUCAGCUCUGGCCCAAAGUGGUUGGAUCCUUUUGAACAAUCAUGGAGGCUGGUACCCACAGGGGUAAAUCUCGGAGACAGUUGAGAGCACCAUUGUUUUGGCAGUUAACCAUGGACCCCUCCCCGCCAAGGGGGUCUACUUUAGCCUCUCCCACUUUCCUGAGGCUGCUGUGUCCGCUGCAUAUCCCAAGACUCCCUGGCAGACCACAGAAUCGGCUGCCCCCUGCCGUGCCUGAUAUUAGGAGACACUAACUUCACUACCUGAGGCUAAAGUUCCCUCUGACAUUGCCCUGCUCAGGCCAGGGUCUAGGUGGGCAUCCAAGACCAGCCUGUGGCUUGUCCUUGAGAACAAGAAGCAGGGUUGGCAGUAAAGUUUGGAUUGUCUGAAGGUGGUCUGGUUCUCCGUGAACUCUAGGAACAGACCAUGGUGUUUGGCUAUCCCCACGGGGGUUGCUGACGGAGCUGCUCUGGAGCUGACCCAGCACAGAAAAUCAUCAGGUGACCUUGAGCCGCAAAACUGCUGUCCACGUGGACUGGGGCCGACAUUGCACGUGCAUCUGCCAGGACCCCUGCAUCCAGACUUCGAGACAUGGCAACCAACGGCAGCAAGGUGGCCGAUGGGCAGAUCUCCACGGAGGUCAGCGAGGUCCCCGUGGCCAAUGACAAGCCCAAAACCCUGGUGGUCAAGGUGCAGAAGAAGGCGGCAGACCUUCCAGACCGGGACACGUGGAAGGGCCGCUUCGACUUCCUCAUGUCCUGCGUGGGCUAUGCCAUCGGCCUAGGCAACGUCUGGCGGUUCCCCUAUCUCUGCGGAAAAAACGGCGGCGGGGCCUUCCUGAUCCCCUACUUCCUGACGCUCAUCUUUGCGGGGGUUCCACUCUUCCUGCUGGAGUGCUCCCUGGGCCAGUACACGUCCAUCGGGGGCCUGGGCGUGUGGAAGCUGGCCCCCAUGUUCAAGGGUGUGGGCCUUGCUGCUGCCGUGCUGUCAUUCUGGCUGAACAUCUACUACAUUGUCAUCAUCUCCUGGGCCAUCUACUACCUGUACAAUUCCUUUACCACGACACUGCCAUGGAAACAGUGUGACAACCCCUGGAACACAGACCGCUGCUUUUCCAACUACAGCAUUGUCAACACCACCAACAUGACCAGCGCCGUGGUGGAGUUCUGGGAGCGCAACAUGCAUCAGAUGACAGACGGGCUGGAUAAACCAGGUCAGAUCCGCUGGCCUCUGGCCGUCACCCUGGCCAUCGCCUGGAUCCUUGUGUAUUUCUGUAUCUGGAAGGGUGUUGGCUGGACUGGAAAGGUGGUCUACUUCUCAGCCACGUAUCCCUACAUCAUGCUGAUCAUCCUGUUCUUCCGCGGAGUGACGCUGCCCGGAGCCAAGGAGGGUAUCCUCUUCUACAUCACGCCCAACUUUCGCAAGCUGUCAGACUCCGAGGUGUGGCUGGAUGCAGCUACCCAGAUCUUCUUCUCCUAUGGGCUGGGCCUGGGAUCCCUGAUCGCACUGGGGAGCUACAACUCUUUCCACAACAAUGUCUACAGGGACUCCAUCAUCGUCUGCUGCAUCAAUUCGUGCACCAGCAUGUUCGCAGGAUUUGUUAUCUUCUCCAUCGUGGGCUUCAUGGCUCAUGUCACCAAGAGGUCCAUUGCUGAUGUGGCGGCCUCCGGCCCCGGGCUGGCGUUCCUGGCGUACCCAGAGGCGGUGACCCAGCUGCCCAUCUCUCCCCUCUGGGCCAUCCUCUUCUUCUCCAUGCUGCUCAUGCUGGGCAUUGACAGCCAGUUCUGCACAGUGGAGGGCUUCAUCACCGCCCUGGUGGACGAGUACCCCAGGCUGCUCCGCAACCGCAGGGAGCUCUUCAUCGCUGCCGUCUGCAUCGUCUCCUACCUGAUCGGCCUCUCUAACAUCACCCAGGGGGGCAUUUAUGUCUUCAAGCUCUUUGACUACUACUCCGCCAGUGGCAUGAGCCUGCUGUUCCUCGUGUUUUUUGAAUGUGUCUCCAUUUCCUGGUUUUACGGUGUCAACCGAUUCUAUGACAACAUCCAAGAGAUGGUAGGCUCCAGGCCCUGCAUCUGGUGGAAGCUCUGCUGGUCCUUCUUCACCCCUAUCAUUGUGGCGGGUGUGUUCAUUUUCAGUGCUGUGCAGAUGACCCCUCUCACCAUGGGAAGCUACGUUUUCCCCAAGUGGGGCCAGGGCGUGGGCUGGCUCAUGGCCCUGUCUUCCAUGGUCCUCAUCCCCGGGUACAUGGCCUACAUGUUCCUCACCUUAAAGGGCUCCCUAAAGCAGCGCAUCCAGGUUAUGAUCCAGCCCAGCGAAGACAUCGUCCGCCCUGAGAAUGGUCCGGAGCAGCCUCAGGCCAGCGGCUCUGCCAGCAAAGAGGCCUACAUCUAGGGGUGCGGGGCGGCUCGCCCACCCACACUCUCACCCCCACCCCCACUGCACACAACCACCACGGGAUGUCUGAAGAUAUCGUCUCUCUCAACCUACCUCGAGUGGCGAGUCCAGACACCAUCACCACACAAAGAGAGGGAGGUGGGGACAGUCACACCCCCGUGGGCCCCGCGUGGGCGAAGAUGCCCAAUGGCUCUGGCGCCUGUGGGCUGGUGAUCUUUUUAAUCUGGGCCCCCUGAGCAUCAAGCAGUCGGCCUGUGUGACCGCUGUGGUAGAUCAUAUUUAUCCCGCCAGCAAGAGUGUGACUGGUGAGGCCGCAUACUCCUGGCUUUUAGUUGUAUUCCUGACUGUUCUCUUACCGCUGAAACCCAUGACUGUUACCUAGGCCUUGGCGGGAGUCCGGCUCCGUCAGAACGCGGCUCUGUGCACAUGGAAAGGGCAUUUUGUACAAUGGGCAUUUCCAAGGAGAGCUCACUCUUAAGAGCAGGGCGCCAAUGGAGCUCUUUUAUUUUUUGGUUUUCUCCUUCCCGGGGCAGCUUGACAGCCCCCACCCUCUGUCGAUCUUCCCAGAGCUGCUUUCUCGAGCAAUGUGCAUAGUGUCCUGUUUGCCUGCGGCGCCUGGCCGAAUGGGCAUCUCUGCGCUGAGCUUUCCUGUCCCCCAACUCGUUGCCAGGCCAUUCCAAUUGCACCUGGCCCAACAGCAGUCCUGCCAGAUGGGCCCCACUCCUUAGAAAACUGCCACAAGCACAAUUGAUUUUUUUUUUUAAUCACCAUUCGAGGGGGCCUAAGAUCCUGCUGGGGAAAUUACCUAAUCAGGAGUUUUUCUUAGGCUGCCCGGCUUUACAGAGCACGGAACUCUUGCCCAGGAAGUUAAGGUGAGGCUCUGUCCUUGAGUCAAAGUGGAUCCAGUUAUCCUUCCACCCUCCCCCGCCCCCGCCUAAACUAUCUUCCUCACUGCAACCCCAGUCAAGGCUGCUGCCUCCUCCCCUUCUCUGAAAUUCCUCCGCGGGAAUCUCCUCACUGCCACUAAAAUCAUCCCACCCCAGUAACGGAGGAGCUAGUGUUAAUCCAGAGAUGCCGUCCCUGCCCCUCAGAGUGCUUCCAAUGUUAAAACUGCUUCAUCGGGAAGUAGAAUUUUUUCCUUUUGAGAACUGGGCUGCGUGGUGGUAGUGGCAAAUCACAGGAAGACAGUUUCUUGUAAGCUCCAGUAACUCAGCGCUUCUUAUUUGCCAGGAACAUGGGUUCCCAUGUAGCAAAUCAUCUGUUGUGCCCUGUACUCCUUAGCUAGUUAACUCACAAACUGUGUUUUACGACUAAUCCUUAAUAACUAUGGUAAAUAACUGUGACUGUGGGUUUUUUAAUCUGUCUUUCUCAUCCGAAAGUGACCAGCAUAUCAGUUAUUGCAAUAAGGUAUUACCCUCAGAAUAUUAAGCACAUUCUUGUAGAGAAAAAACUGAAAAGUCUGCGUACACAUAUAAGUGCACACAUAUGUACAUUCAUCCUCACACGUGGCACAUAGUGUCUCAUUUGAUAUCAUGUAGGAAACCUAAAACCGUUUCCUGAAGUCAUCUGUAAAAUAGUCUCAUUACUAAGGCAUCCCAAAUGCCAACUGGUGAAUCCAAGAUCAAAAUGCAUAUGUAUUGUUCAAUUAUAGGGUUUAGAACAAAAAGAACCCUUCACUGUGUCUCCUGGUCCCACCCCCAUCCUUUGUGUGAAUUCCUUUAGAUUAAGGGCAAGAAGACUUCUUUCUCUUUAUUCUUCAGUCUGAAACUAAGACCAAGUCUUUCUCAGACAAAUGCAGCAUAUUUAAUGUUUGUAAGCAAAUCUAAGUGAGAUGUUUGGCAAGAAAUCCCUUAACAGAUUUCCAUCCAAACCUACUUAUAUAGCACAAUAUUACAUGUCGUACAAUUACUGUGAGAACUGUGAAUAUCUGUAACUUUUUUAGUAUUUGCCCUGGGGAGGGAAAGAUAUUGUAUUAUCAUAUAUGCUUUUUUUUUGCAAUAAGGAUUUAUUCUCAGAACACCAAGUAAAUCUAUCUCUAUAUUAAAAAAAUAUAUGUAAUAUAUACAUAUUCAAACUAUAUACAGAGCCUGUUUUAAAAAAAUUACAGUAUUAUUUAGUAAAAUUAUCUGUUCUAUGGACCAAAUGUAAAAUAUUUAUAAAUGAAGAUGCAUUUUAAAUGUCUAUAAAUGGUGUCAUAAUUAGAGCACAGGCAUUAUGUACGUUUCUAAGAACAUAGAGGGAAAAUAAUAAAGGUUCUAUGAUA
This is a messenger RNA of Camelus dromedarius (Arabian camel), 5438 nucleotides long. It is a transcript of the gene SLC6A1, whose product is annotated as solute carrier family 6 member 1. The record is from RefSeq and is a predicted model, not a curated record. Gene Ontology annotation, biological process: sodium ion transmembrane transport; neurotransmitter transport. The transcript has 16 exons. Gene Ontology annotation, molecular function: gamma-aminobutyric acid:sodium:chloride symporter activity. Gene Ontology annotation, cellular component: cell surface; axon; plasma membrane. Lineage: Eukaryota; Metazoa; Chordata; Mammalia; Artiodactyla; Camelidae. The coding region runs from base 1373 to 3172 and encodes 599 amino acids.